This is a messenger RNA of Gopherus evgoodei (Goodes thornscrub tortoise), 2208 nucleotides long. Its product is annotated as collagen alpha-5(IV) chain-like. The record is from RefSeq and is a predicted model, not a curated record. NCBI's taxonomy places the organism in Eukaryota, Metazoa, Chordata, Testudines, Testudinidae. The coding region runs from base 135 to 866 and encodes 243 amino acids. Gene Ontology annotation, cellular component: basement membrane. The transcript has 7 exons.
CCUCCCGGAAAAGAUGGGCUUCAUGGGCCACAAGGGCCUAGGGGUGAACAAGGCGAGAAGGGAGAGCGAGGGCAGCCUGGACAACCAGCAUAGUGUGGACCAGGCCAUACUUGCAGCAGCAGUUUUUUUUUCUGAUGAUGUGUCAUGCUGAGGAGAAGUGUGCAGGAACUCCUGGAAUCCCUGGCACCCCAGGAGCCAGUGGAUUACCUCGAAGAGAUGGAAGAGAUGGUAUGAAAGGAGACCCAGGCCCACCAGGUCCUCCAGGGCCCCAGGGCAUGCCAGGUCUUCCCGGAAGAGAUGGGGUUCCUGCGGUGAAAGGACCCCAGGGUGAAAAAGGUAACAAGGGGGAGAGAGGGGAGCCUGGACCACAAGGCCUGCCUGCAUCUGUCGAUCCUGAAUUGCAAGAAAGCCUCCAGGUUUUAAAACAUCGAAUUACCAGACUGGAAGGAGUCACAGCAAUAGCCUUUUUGCUGGUGACCAGCCAUGCUGGGGACCACCGUGAAGGAAUGCAGAGAAUCCCUGGCAAACCUGGACUGAACAAAUUGCCUGUAAGAGGAGGAAAGCCUGGUUUAAAAGCAGACCCAGGACUGCAAGCAGGUCUCCCAGGGCCACCAAGUUCCAUGAGAGGUCCUCCCGGAAAAGAUGGGCUUCAUGAGCCACAAGGGCCUGGGGUGAACAAUGCGAUAAGGGAGAGCAAGGGCAGCCUGGACAACCAGGCCUUACCUGCUAUUCGUAAUCCUGAAUUAGAAGAAACCCUCAAAGGAUUCAAAAAUCAAAUUGCCAGACUGAAAGGAAGUAAUCUGUCCGCUUUUGCUUUUCGCCUCACCCAUAGCUUGAUUAACAAGUGUGGAAAAAAUAAGCCAUGAAAUACCAGCUCCUUAAAAAUAGUCUGAGUCUUGUUCCAUUUAUUUUUACAUUCUUUUUAUACAAAGAAACAAGGAUCUUUGGGGAUGGGCAAUGAUACAUUCUGUAUUGUGUUAAAGAGGUUAACUUGCGGACUAUAUAAUUAGUUACUAGGGUUCCUCCUAGCAGCCCCAGAUAACUGUGAUAGGUUGAAACACUGAUGAAAACAAGUCAGAGGUGGCUUAUUGCAUAAUCCCUUUCUGUGAAGAAGUGCUUUCAGGAGUAUCUCUCUGGGUCACCCGAGUUCUGUGAGUGACGCUGAUGGCCAUCACAGUUAAUCUGUGGCUACAAAAGUGACAAGUGUCAUAUCUAACUAAGGCCUGCAAAGAUUUAUGCAUGUGCUCAACUUUAUACACUGUGAAUAGUCCCAGUGAAGUCAGUCCCAUUACUCAGUGUAUGCAAAGUUAAGCAGGUGCACUAGUCUUUAAAAGAUAGGAGCCUAAGGAGCAAAGUGGAUUUUCUUUAUUUAAAAUUCUUCUCUCUCUCCUUCAUUUCUUCCCCUGCCAUCCACAUUCCCUUUGACUCCUUUUCAUUUUAAUUUCUCUCUCUCCACUUCAUCAUAUUCAUAUAUUUCUCCUCUCUUUUCCAUCUCUUUCCCAUCUCCUAUUCUCUUCUAGUCUUAUAACUCUAAUGAAUUCUCCUCCCCUUCUCUUUUUCCCUUUUCAAGUCCCCUCCUCCAUUCUCCUCUCUUCUUGAGUUUAUAUUCUCUUUGUUCUGAAGUCACUAGACAGGAGCAAUAGUCUACUCAAUUUAGCAUGUCAUUGAUGUUACAUCCAGCAGAGGGCAGUGUUUGGUAGGAUAGCAUGACAUAGCCUAUGCUCUGGGGUUUUUUAAUCUAGGGGUGGGGAAGGAGAGAGUUGUAUGAAGUUUGCAAUUUGUGUUGCUUAUUUUAUUUGGAAGGGUUAUUUUAUUAUAGAAGAAUACAGAAAGAGGGAGUCCCACUAUAGUAGUAAUCGUGAGAGUGUAAAAUGAUUCAAAAAAGUUUAACAAGAGCUUUUGCUUUAUUUUGUGUAGUCUUUGCUUUGGAUGGGACCAUAACAACAAAAAACGUUUGCUAUCAAUGGACAAGAAGUCGAUUUUGAGACCACACUGGAAGCAGGCAAAUAAGCGGGUGGUUCCAUUGCAUCUCCCAGGAAUAAGGGGGAGAAUGAUGCUGUUUUCAGUAUUGUGAGGUUAUUUAACAGAUAUGCAUAUCUGGGCAUUAAGGGGGGUGGGAUUCCAGGUAAAUUCAGUUUCCUGGAUGGAACAGCCGUAAAUUAUACAAACUUGCAUGCAGGUGAGCCCAGUGACAUAGGGGAAGAAAAC